AUGUCCGAGGCUUAUUUCCGGGUGGAGUCGGGUGCGCUGGGUCCUCAGGAGCAUUUUCUUUCCUUGGACGACAUUCUGAUGUCCCACGAGAAGCUCUCGGUGCGCACGGAGAUCCCCAUGCCGCGCCUGGGCGCUUUCUUCCUAGACCGGAGCGGAGGGGCCGAGACUGACAAUGCGAUCCCGGAGGGCACAAAGCUUGAACUCCCUUUGUGGCUGGCAAAGGGACUUUUUGACAACAAGCGGCGGAUUCUUUCAGUGGAACUUCCCAAGAUCUACCAGGAGGGUUGGAGGACUGUGUUCAGUGCAGACGCCAACGUGGUGGACCUCCACAAAAUGGGACCACAUUUCUAUGGGUUCGGCUCCCAGCUCCUGCAUUUUGACAGUCCAGAGAAUGCUGACAUCUCCCAUUCUCUCCUGCAGACAUUUGUUGGACGUUUCCGCCGCAUCAUGGAUUCUUCCCAGAAUGCUUACAAUGAAGACACGUCGGCACUCGUGGCCCGGCUAGACGAGAUGGAGAGAGGCUUGUUUCAAACAGGGCAGAAAGGACUGAAUGACUUUCAGUGUUGGGAGAAGGGGCAGGCAUCUCAGCUCACAGCUUCCAACCUGGUUCAGAACUACGCAAAGAGAAAAUUCACUGACAUGGAAGACUGA
This is a messenger RNA of Budorcas taxicolor (takin), 651 nucleotides long. It is a transcript of the gene GINS3, whose product is annotated as GINS complex subunit 3. Gene Ontology annotation, cellular component: GINS complex. Gene Ontology annotation, biological process: mitotic DNA replication initiation. NCBI's taxonomy places the organism in Eukaryota, Metazoa, Chordata, Mammalia, Artiodactyla, Bovidae. The transcript is spliced from 3 exons. The record is from RefSeq and is a predicted model, not a curated record. Bases 1 to 651 code for a protein of 216 amino acids.